GGCUUUCCAAUAAAAAAGCUCUAGAGUUUGAACUCUCUUGUGCAUUUACAUUAAUACAUGAUUGAAAUCUCAAUUGGGAACACUCGUAAAAAUGAGAUUUGAUACACAACCAAACAUCAAUGUGUCCAAGUCAGGCCCCACUAAUUGACAGGACCCACGUGACUUUGACCCACCGCCCCCACCCACCCAUCGCCACCUUUCUCCGUCGAUCCGUUUCUGACGCUUCUAGCAGAAUUCAUUCACAGCCCAGAUACAGUAACAGCAACGCAGCAAGGAAGCCCGAAACAAACGCAUUUUCACCGCACAAAAAGCAUGGUCUUUUUGGCAGAUUCACCCCGAUUAAUGAUCAACCGAUAUCUCCUUUUUCAAACUUCAUGAGUUCCCUUUUGCUUCCUUCUAUUGAACCCACCUCCCAUUUGCUUCUUUUCAUCUGUCGUUGUAUUUUUUGUUUCUCAAUGGCAAAUGGCCAACCCAUUUCAAGGAAUAGCCGGGUCUUGCCCAUGGUAAGUGCAGCAAGCCGGGUAGAAGAAUUGUAAAUAUUGAACAAAAAGAAAAGUUGGUGCUCGUUCAGAUUCGGUUAUAAAUUAUGUGUGAAAUUUUGGUGGCAAGAACUGGAAGGCAUCAGCAGCGGUAUGAAUCCGGUUUUCGCCUUGUUGCAGGGUGCAUUCCCUAUAGGUAUAGAGAUCUUGAUGGAAGCAGUUGUAAGAAUUCAAAGAAGGUUGUAGAGGUGCUCAUGAUCAACUCACCUAGCGGCCCUGGACUUUUGUUUCCUAAGGGAGGCUGGGAAAAUGAUGAAACAGUUCAAGAAGCUGCACUUAGAGAAGCUAUUGAAGAAGCAGGAGUUCGAGGGAAAAUAGUGAAAUUUCUCGGCUACUACGAAUUUAGGAGCAAAACCCACCAAGAUGAAUACAGCCCAGAAGGUUGGUGCAGAGCUGCAAUGUUCGCUAUGCUGGUCGAGGAAGAGCUUCGGUCGUGGCCAGAGCAGAACACCAGAAGUAGAAAAUGGUUAACUGUAUCUGAAGCAGCCAAGAGUUGUCGGCACCCGUGGAUGAGGGACGCUCUCAUAGGUGGCUUCUCGGACGAAACAACAACGAGUGGAGGAAGUGCAGCAGUUUAAGACAGGUUCUAGGGAAUUGCUUAGAGGCUGGCUUUCCUUUCCAGAAUGCAAAUAUUCCUUUAUUUUAACACCAAGGGAAGUUAUGCUUUGGGUUGAUAAGGUUUAUGCUGAAAACUUACUAGCCACUUUCUGCAUUUUCCUGUUGUCUUGAUGACACUGACCUCUCUAUUCUCUUUUAUUUGGAAAGGAUAUUUGAAAACCUGUAGACUUUGGCAAACUUGCAGUAAAUUAUAAUGUUUGGUGCUAGAACAUUAUGCGCUCCGAACGUGUUUGAACAUUGUGUCCAGGACGCCUCCGGCUCCGAUAUCAUGUACAGUCCAACACGUUCAAGUAAUCCAUAAUCAGAAGUAUAAACA
This is a messenger RNA of Sesamum indicum (sesame), 1473 nucleotides long. Its product is annotated as nudix hydrolase 16, mitochondrial. Gene Ontology annotation, cellular component: cytoplasm; nucleus. The record is from RefSeq and is a predicted model, not a curated record. NCBI's taxonomy places the organism in Eukaryota, Viridiplantae, Streptophyta, Magnoliopsida, Lamiales, Pedaliaceae. Gene Ontology annotation, molecular function: pyrophosphatase activity.